AUGGCGCAUGAGAGCGAGACGGGCGUCAGCACCAGACCGGAGCGUUACGGCGCCAGCAUCGUCGACGAGCGCCGCGAUGCGCUCAGAGACAAACUCAAGUACUUCGAGAGCAAGAUCGACGCCUCCGAUCCGGCGCAGGUGGCGGCGCUGGAGGAGAUGCGCGAGCAGACCGCGGAGGUUGAGCGCAUCUCCGGGGUGUGGCACACCAGGGGACUGCCCGGGGUGACCAGGGAGUGGAACGAUCCGUUCUACUGCCCCAAGCAGAUCGCGCCGCCGUCGUCGCAGGAGACGUUGAUGGAAUACAAGCGGAUGAAGCUCGAGGAGGCGAAGUUCAGGGCGGAAGGCCCGUACUUCAGCAAAGGCAAGCUGCCCCCGCCGCCGGCGUUGCAGGGACUCGAAGAGGAGGAGAAACCGAAGCCCAGCCGAGGGCGCGAAGGAGGAGGUAUCUUCGUCGCCAUGAUGAAACUCUCGUUCGGUAUGAAGGCCAAGCGGCAGAAGUUCGCCACGCAGCUGGCGGACGACGAAGAGGACGAAGAGGAGAAGGAGCUAAAGCGGCUCAAGUCCGAACCGGUCAAGGAACCGGAGGAUCCGGAGGUGAAGCGCGCCGCGGACAAGCUCGCCGCAUUCGUGGCGGCGAGGGGACGCGCGGCCGAAGAAGGGGCGCGCGCCAAAAAUCCCGGCGGCGACACCCCCUUCAGGUUCCUCCACGAUAAGACGUGCAACGACUACAGGUACUACGAAUCAAAGAUCGCGGAAGCGGUGGGCGGGGAGAAAUCGGGAGCGGGCGCGUCCACCGCGCCCGCUCCCGCUCAACCCGCCGCGCCCGCGGCGAUGACCCCGCCCGCCGGGAUCCCUCCUCCUCCGCCACCCGACGACGCAAUCGCCUCGCAGCCGAGACGGAGGAGCCGGUGGGGGAUGGCCCCGGGGGAACAAAAUCCCCCCGAAGCGCCCGCCCAACGGCCAAACUCGGGCUGGGACGCCGGUCCCGCGCCCCAGAGACAAACACCCGGCGCAGCCCCGGACUCUGAGCGAACGGCGGCGGCUUCGGGCGUCGUCGGCGGGGCGCCCAUCGCGUCGUCGAAUGCCACUACAUCUUCGCCGGACCGACCCCGUCCGCGCCGCGACGAGCGCAGGUUCUACCACGACCCGCGCGCGCAGGGACCCGCGGGGAUCACCGCCGCGUCCAGGUCCGGGUUCGCCGACGGCACCCCCGACGGCACCCCCGACGGCACCCCUACACCCGGCGCACAGCUGUCGGGCGGAGUGGUCGGGUUCGACAAGGACGCCGCGGCGCGGGACCCGCUGCGGGCGAUGGAGUUCUUCGCGCAGCGCGCGGCGAGGGAGGAGAAGUGGCGCGAGGACAAGCGCGCCGAGCGCGAGCGCGUCGAGCGCCAACGGUCGGAGCGCAAGGGUUUCAGCGACCCCAUUCCCGGCGCACAGCUGGACGGAUCGACGCCGGCUGAGGCGGAGGCGCGGCGAAUGGGGGUCAACAGGCCGAUCCGUCACGAGGAGAUCGACGCCAAGUACGACGCGUUGGGCAGGCGGGGGCAUCACAUGGAUCAGUUCGUGCCCGAGCACGAGCGCGUGCGGAUGAUGGCGGCGGCGGGGGAUCCGGCGGCACAGGCUGCGCAGGCGAAGCAGGCCAUCGAGGCGAGGCUCAACGGCGGCGGAGGUGGGGGCGGGUUGGGGUAUAAUCCCCUCGAGCGCAAGGGCCUGGGAGCCUCGGAUCCCACCGCGCCUUCGUCGCAGGACGACAUUUACGAGCAGUAUAAGAAGCGAAUGUCCACGGGAUACAGGUACAGGCCGAACCCGCUGGGUAACCCGCGCAAGCAGUACUACUAG
Molecule: messenger RNA, 1842 nt
Organism: Micromonas commoda
Lineage: Eukaryota; Viridiplantae; Chlorophyta; Mamiellophyceae; Mamiellales; Mamiellaceae
Exons: 3
Coding region: 1-1842 (613 amino acids)
Biological process (GO): RNA processing
Cellular component (GO): nucleoplasm
Molecular function (GO): RNA binding
Source: RefSeq, a predicted model, not a curated record